UCCCCGCCUAUCGCCUUGCACUCUCGUCUCGGACAGGGGAGGGUUACCACAGAAGGACUCGCCAGUUCUCACAGUUGGGAUACUUCAGAUCAUUCCAUUGUUUUGGUUUUGCUUAACUCAACACAAAGAGGGACCAUAUCAUAUAUCUACCAAGUUUUCAUAAAUCGCUCUGUACCCAUUUAUUUAUAUAUUGUUUGCUAUUUAUCCUAGUUUAGCAAGUGCAGAAAUGUCAAACACCGGUCCAUCUAGUAUCUUGUCCUACGAGACGCUCGUUCAUGCGGUAGCGGGGGCAGUGGGAAGCGUGACAGCAAUGAGCGUCUUCUUUCCUUUGGACACAGCCAGGCUUCGACUACAGGUUGAUGAAAAUCGAAAAUCGAAAUCAACCCCAGUCAUCCUGGCUGAGAUAGCAAAGGAGGAAGGCGUACUGUCUCUAUACAGGGGAUGGUUCCCAGUCAUCUCCAGUCUCUGCUGCUCCAACUUUGUCUACUUCUACACCUUCAACACUCUGAAGAAGCUGGCCAGUGCAGGCCCGGGGAGGCCAAGGCCGGCUACAGACCUGCUCAUGGGCGUUGUGUCAGGGGCAGUUAAUGUGAUCCUGACCACACCCAUGUGGGUGGUCAAUACGCGGCUGAAGCUACAGGGGGCGAAGUUCAGAAACGAGGACCUCCGGCAGACACACUACAAAGGAAUCUUCGAUGCCUUCUACCGAAUCGUAUCAGAAGAGGGCGUGGCCACCCUGUGGAACAGCAUGCUGCCAUCCCUCAUCCUGGUCUUCAACCCAGCUGUGCAGUUCAUGUUCUAUGAGGCCAUGAAGAGGAAGGCGGGCAAAGGGGGACGGGCGAUAACAUCGGCAGAAAUCUUUGUGAUUGGUGCCGUUGCCAAGGCUGUUGCUACCACGGGAACCUAUCCUCUGCAGACAGUGCAGGCCAUUCUCAGGUUUGGCCAGUAUAAGGGCGAUGGUAAGGGAGGAGCAUUUGCAAGUCUGCGAAGCAUAGUGGCUCUGCUGAUGGAUAGAAUAAAGAAACAUGGUUUCUUUGGCCUGUAUAAAGGCCUGGAGGCCAAGCUGCUGCAGACGGUGCUAACGGCAGCCCUCAUGUUUGUGGUGUACGAGAAGAUCACCACAGCCACGUUUAAAGUGAUGCGCAUCAACAAGGCCAUGAAGCACUGAUGACCAUUACCCCUCUAUCCGCUUUAAUUGCUUCCCUGGGAUGUGCUUGCCAGUGGCGUAAAUAUCGACGGUGCAACCGGUGCACUGCACCGGGGCCCAGACGCCUUGAGGGACCCAUGGAGGGAGAAAAAUAAUAAUAAUCGCCUAGGGCGGCAAAUGUCUAGGGGCCGCCCUCUGGUGGCACCCUCAAUUAAUUAACUAAAUUUUACGAUUACACCGUAGUAAGCGUUUUUAUUAAUGAAAUCUGUCGUGGUGAUGAGUUUGGGGUUGGAGAGCUGAUACAGUCUGCAGAUUAUCAUUCUUUAUCCAUAGCCAAUGAGAAAUGAGCUCUAGGGGUUGGCUUUUAAUAAAAUAGUCCCUUUUGUCUUGGGAUUUUUUUUUACUAAUGUCAAUAUACAUUUAUGAUGUAAAUUGAAAGGAAAACACUCCAUGUGGUUUCUUAUUAAUAACAAACAUCAAACAAGAGUGUUUAUCCUAAUUCAACUAAAAAAUUGUUAAUUUAUUAUUUCUGUGUGUUGUCUUUUGAACUAUCUUACUGCUUCACGAGUUGUCACUCCAACGUUAACUGUUAUGUUGGGUGCAAGUCAGCCAAUGGCUUUACCCAAUUUCAUAACUAUACACUGGGUAUAGCAAAAAGACCAAAGGGUUAUGUAUUUAUGUUCUGAUCUUCUGUAAGUUCGCUCUCCUCAAAUUAUGUCUUACGUUUGGAGAGAAAAUGUUGAGUAGAUUUUUUUUCUCAUUGUUUGCUAAAGCUGUUUUUCUAACUUGUCUAACUUGUCUUUACAAAAGGUAUUUCUCAUUACACCUCAGGCAACCUCAACAGUAAUAAUCAAAUAGUUAGAAAAAUUCACAUAUAAUUUAUUAUAAAAUUCAGUACACAGUCGCAUUAUGUUAUUGUAAUAUUCCACAAACCUACUUUACUAACCCUUUCACAUUUACUGAUAUUUAAUCAUGUUAACGAAAUAAGUACAUGAAGAGUUAUUGUAAUAAUCCAUGUGCCUUUGUUAAGGUUACGUUUACUAAUGUCUUGAUGAUUGUACAAUUGUUUUGGAACAGAAACAUAUUGCUUGUGAGCCUGGGAUUAAAAGGGGAGAACCAAAGCA
Gadus morhua (Atlantic cod) is the source of this 2271-nucleotide messenger RNA. It is a transcript of the gene slc25a17l, whose product is annotated as solute carrier family 25 member 17-like. The record is from RefSeq and is a predicted model, not a curated record. The transcript has 9 exons. Gene Ontology annotation, biological process: mitochondrial ADP transmembrane transport; mitochondrial ATP transmembrane transport. Gene Ontology annotation, molecular function: FMN transmembrane transporter activity; coenzyme A transmembrane transporter activity; FAD transmembrane transporter activity. Lineage: Eukaryota; Metazoa; Chordata; Actinopteri; Gadiformes; Gadidae. The coding region runs from base 227 to 1168 and encodes 313 amino acids. Gene Ontology annotation, cellular component: mitochondrial inner membrane; peroxisomal membrane.